GUUAUUUUCCUAUAAAGGAUUCCAUUAAUCGGAUGACUAAUCCACAAUAAGCUCUGAAAUUAAUAAGUUAAUAUGUAGCACCGAUUCGAGGUUUGAAAAACUGCACCGAACUGCAGUGUAGUGUUUGUUCGUGUCUUGACCAUGGCGACUCAACAGAGCGAUGCAGAACUCAUAGUCAGCUUGCAAGCCAGGGUCAAGGAGUUAGAAACUGAGAAUGCAAAGCUGUUAGCUCAACUUGCCGAUUGCCACAGUCACGAGAUGGAGGAAAAAUUACAUGGCCCUGACGGGAAAGACAGGGAAGCAAAAGAAGGCAACAGGAAAUUCGAAAAGAAGAUAGAGAAAAAAGAGUCAGGUUAUGACACAAGGUUUAUGAGCCAUCACAGCAAGAGAUAUGUAGCUUUAAAAGUCAUGUACUUUGGAAAAAGGUUUUAUGGUUUUGCGUCAGAGGCACAAAUGCAACCAACUGUUGAGUCUGAACUUUUUAAAGCUUUUGAGAAAACAAGGCUAUUAAUUGGCGAUAAGAAGGAGUCACAAUAUUCAAGAUGUGGUAGAACAGAUAAAGGGGUUUCCUCUGUUGGACAAGUGAUAGCUCUUUUCCUAAGAUCAAACCUCAAGUUAUCUGCAAUAAAUAAUGGAAAUUCUGGAGAAGUUGUUUUGGAUGAGAAACAUGAAGGGGAAAUAGAUUAUGUUAGGGUGCUAAAUCGAGUCCUUCCAAAUGACAUUCGAAUUUUGGGCUGGUGUCCUGCUCCUGUUGAUUUCCAUGCAAGGUUCAGUUGCUUAAGCAGGGAGUAUAAAUAUUUCUUCUGGAAAGAAAAAUUGAACAUCCCGGCCAUGGAGAGUGCUGGAAUCAAACUUGUUGGAGAGCAUGACUUUAGAAACUUCUGUAAAAUGGAUGCAGCAAAUGUGCACAACUACAGGCGGCACAUCACAUUGUUUGAUAUUUCUCCUACGGAUGUGAGGUUAAGAUUGUACAAUGGUAAUCAACUUUGGGUGAUUAAAAUAAAAGGCAGUGCUUUUCUAUGGCAUCAGGUUCGCUGCAUGGUUGCUGUUCUAUUCAUGGUUGGCAAAGGUUUUGAAUCUCCAAAUGUGAUUGAUAUGCUACUGGACACUACUAGGAUCGUAAGGAAACCCCAGUAUACAAUGGCUUCAGAGGUUCCGUUGGUUCUUCAGUGCUGUGAAUUUGAUGACAUUAAGUUUAUAUGUUCAUCAGAUGCUGGAGAUGCUUUACGGUUACACUUGGUGAAUGAAUGCCAAAUGUACCACCUUCAAGCUACAAUCUUUCACGAAGCUCUUCUUAACUGUGUGCCUCUUUCAAAUGAUCAAAGCUUGCUGCCUUUUCAGGCAACCAAGAAGAAAGUUUCCCAUGUCUCUCUUAUGUCACGUCCUACUGAGCCAUCAUAUGAAGAACGCCGUGCCAAACUCAACACAGUUGCAUGAAGAUUUCGUUGGUGAACUUUGUUAUAUAAUGUGUUUGGGUGAGCAUUUGCAUGCUUAAUUUUGUAUGACUUUUUUAAUUUUUUAAAAUUAUUUUUUGGUUGAAACUUAUAACUGAGUUUGAAGGGUGUAAUUUUAGUAUAAUGUUAUUUAAUACUUUGGUAAAAAUAA
Vigna radiata var. radiata (mung bean) is the source of this 1605-nucleotide messenger RNA. RefSeq names its product tRNA pseudouridine(38/39) synthase. The transcript is spliced from 15 exons. Gene Ontology annotation, molecular function: pseudouridine synthase activity; RNA binding. The record is from RefSeq and is a predicted model, not a curated record. Lineage: Eukaryota; Viridiplantae; Streptophyta; Magnoliopsida; Fabales; Fabaceae. Gene Ontology annotation, cellular component: nucleus; cytoplasm. Gene Ontology annotation, biological process: mRNA pseudouridine synthesis; tRNA pseudouridine synthesis. The coding region runs from base 142 to 1437 and encodes 431 amino acids.